Eurytemora carolleeae is the source of this 1196-nucleotide messenger RNA. RefSeq lists its product as uncharacterized. Gene Ontology annotation, cellular component: membrane. The coding region runs from base 48 to 752 and encodes 234 amino acids. Gene Ontology annotation, molecular function: ligand-gated sodium channel activity. The transcript has 13 exons. Gene Ontology annotation, biological process: sodium ion transmembrane transport. NCBI's taxonomy places the organism in Eukaryota, Metazoa, Arthropoda, Copepoda, Calanoida, Temoridae. The record is from RefSeq and is a predicted model, not a curated record.
AAGUUCCAAUAGAGAAGAACUAUCCAAACAGGCCCGAGAGGGUUUUAAUGAUGAAAGCCUGGAUUUCAAAUAGAGUUCAACCUUUACCACAACCAGGGCAAUUCAAGGAAUUCAAGCGGAGAAAUUGGAAAGUAAAAUGUCCGAAAAUAGAGGAGGUCUACGAAUUUUGUUCCGAAACCUCACUGCAUGGGUUAAAGUACGUAACAGAGGAUGGUGUAAUUUGGGCUCAGCGUGUUCUUUGGGUGAUUCUUUUCAUCCUUGCUUUAGUGUUCUUGGUCUUUCUAACUACACCACUAUUCAACAAGUAUAUUGAUGCUCCAACAUUCACUUCAAUAGAUACAACAAACUAUCCAAUAUCAAACAUUAAAUUCCCUGGGGUUACAGUCUGCUCAAAUAUUAGGGUUUCCAGAAAUCAGUUCUAUGAAGAAUGGAAGAGAAUGCCGUGGAGAGUAUUACACCAUGGUCAUGUUGAUCUGGGAAAAAUUGUAAUGCAGCACAUCAAGUUUAUCUCAGAUCCUGCAGUUAUGGAAGAAACGUUCAUCCAAACUGUGUCUUGGAAACAAAUGUUGGAACUGUUUUUUCCCACGCUGAUGUACAAGGAGGAGACUCCAACGCCUGAAUUUCCGUAUGUUGAUCCAUAUUCAUAUUGUUAUGCGGAAGGAAAUGCCUACAGCGGAAAAUAUUGGAAAUGCCGUUAUAAAGUGAAGAGUUCCUACACAUCCUACCGGUACAGUGGACCUCUAAAAGGAUGAAUUUGUACUUAACAACCUUGGAACAGCAAACAACUUUUUUCAAGGAUUUGAGGUUCUUGUUCAUCCUCCAUUUGAGUUCCCAGAAGUAUCCAAGAAAAGUAUUGCGGUUCCAUUGGGAGCUGAAACUUUUAUUGGUGUAUCAUCACAAGUUACAAUAUCAUCUGACAGUGUUAAAGACAUGUCUCCAUCAAGAAGAAAUUGUUUACUACCCGAAGAAACUAAUGUUCCGGAAAUGAAAAUUAAGUUGGAAGCAUUUGAUGUUUACAAUCAGGCUAACUGUCUGAUUGAAUGUGCUGCUGCUGCAAUGUUAAAGCUGUGUGGAUGUGUACCGUACUACUUUCCAACCUUACCUAAACCAUUUAUACAAGCUAAUAUUAAGAUGGGAAAUUAUCCAGAAAGUUCUGGAUUUUGCCAUUACGAAAACCUGGUUUGUCUCAGCAAUAA